AUGGCUAAUAAAGAUGUCAACUGGCACAAGGCAAUGGCUGUUGAGUUUAAUGCUCUUGUGCAAAAUGGGACAUGGGACUUGAUUCCCUAUACACCAGGUAUGAAUGUCGUUGGCUGUAAAUGGGUGUACAGGGUCAAGCCUAAAUCUGAUGGAACCAUAGACCGGUAUAAGGCCCGUCUUGUUGCAAAGGGGUAUAAUCAGGAGCAUGGUUUCGAUUAUGACGAGACCUUUAUAGUCCAGUGCCGUGAUAUUUGGCUCACCUUGUCAGUAGCCUUCUCCUCUCCCUCUGAGAGCCAUUUGAUGUCUUUGAAUAUGGCAUUGAUUGAUCUUGAACAGAAGCCGGACGAAUCUGUGUCCCUCUUCCUGCAGCGUGCUAAGUCCAUUGCUGAGGAAUUAUCUGUUGCUGGUCAUUCCUUACGCCCUGGUGCCUUCAACCUUCAUAUUUAUUGA
Telopea speciosissima is the source of this 450-nucleotide messenger RNA. RefSeq lists its product as uncharacterized. The transcript has 2 exons. The record is from RefSeq and is a predicted model, not a curated record. The coding region runs from base 1 to 450 and encodes 149 amino acids. Lineage: Eukaryota; Viridiplantae; Streptophyta; Magnoliopsida; Proteales; Proteaceae.